Molecule: messenger RNA, 3465 nt
Organism: Rhizoctonia solani
Lineage: Eukaryota; Fungi; Basidiomycota; Agaricomycetes; Cantharellales; Ceratobasidiaceae
Product: papain cysteine protease family protein
Exons: 7
Coding region: 1-3465 (1154 amino acids)
Biological process (GO): L-tryptophan biosynthetic process
Molecular function (GO): catalytic activity
Source: RefSeq, a predicted model, not a curated record
AUGACUACAUCCAACUCUCCUCUAGAUAUGGCUUACCCUUUGACCACUAUGUUAUACGAUCCUAAUCAAGGCGGGUUUUACUUAUUGGACCGCCAUUAUGCGCGGCUAGACUCUGGGGCGAAAGCCCUUUUUUCUAGUUCUGAGCAGAUGCCAAGUUUGGAACAUUUCAAGAAAGCGCUCCGGGAAUGUGUCGACGCCUUGGGCCAUGAUAUUCGUCAGCGCAUUCGAGUGGUUUUGGACAGUGAUUAUCAAUUUAAUGUCACGGCCACGGCACUGCCUAAAACCGAUACUAGACUACUGCCUUUACGACUCGACACGGUCCCAACGCCCAUCACUCCCAUGGCCACCCACAAAUCUACUGCGAGGGAUGUCUACGACAUAGCACGAACUCGCGUCCAUGCUGAUUAUGCCUCGAAUGGUCCGCUCUGCGAUCGUCCCUUCGACGUAUUAAUGUGGAAUCCGUCGGGCAAUAUCACUGAGACCAGCAUUGCCAAUUUUGCUGUUUAUUUACGUGGCCCUGAACUGCUAUCAGCAGUGCCAACCUGGAAUCGCGGUCCUCGAGAGCUGGCAAAAGGCACAUACGUAACGCCAAGUUUAUGUAAAGGCCUAAUUGCCGGUGUUAUGCGUACAGAACUCCUGGAGAAAGGAAUGAUUGUGGAAGGGACGAUCACCAGAGACGACGUGAUGAGGUACUCCAAGAAUCCCGACUCGUAUAACAUGAUUUGUUUCAAUGCCGUUCGUGGAUCGUACCCGGUCUACCUGAUGGAUGGACAACCAGAGUUUCAACAUACUCGCGCCGGUCUUUUCCAGAAAGCUAAACACAAUUAUCUCGCUCCACCCAAUCUCAGCAUCCCUGCACCGAACUUUUCUAUUGGCCUACGUACCGGUGACACCACCCCUGGUACCACGCCUCCAUUGACGCCCAUUUCUUCCAUACGUCCCUCGAGCUCGUCGUCUCCUCCCUUGGUCGGCUCUGAAGUAGACUUCCUACCUGAGACACUUUUACCACCGGCAGACCUCACCCCGCAUACUCCAUUUCUAUGGCGCCGAGGCGUUAUAAUUGACUGCUACGAUUCGUACACAAACAACCUACUUCAGCUAUUUGAACAAGAAACCAACACUCCAGCUGGGUUCGACGCUACCUUGUCUGCUCACGUCGCCAUUCUCCGAGCGGAUCAAAUAUCGUGGCCCGAGUUCCGCUCUCAAGUGCUCCCAAAUUUAGACUUUGUGAUUCUUUCUCCUGGCCCCGGUUCGCCUCAUGUGCCUGCUGAUAUAGGAGUUGCUGGAGAUCUUUUGUUAGCCUUGACUGCGAAGGAAUUGGCCAUCCAGCCGAUACCCGUCCUUGGUAUUUGCUUAGGCCACCAGGCACUAGCUGCUCUCCUCGGGGGAAGAGUGGUAUCUUCUGGAGAAUUGGUUCAUGGGCGUACUGUACCUAUUCAGCACAACGGAACGGGGGUAUUCAAAGGCAUGACUCCCAGGCGGGUCCUUCAUAUGAUCAGGUACAACAGCCUCACAGUCGAUCCCGCAACUCUCCCUUCUGAGCUGGAUAUUGUCGCUGUUAACCCGGAGGACGGGGAAGUCAUGGGCUUACAGCACAAGACGCUACCGUUAUAUGGUGUUCAGUUUCACCCCGAGUCAAUUUCUUCCCGGAGAUCCAACUAUAAUAUCGACGCCGGAAAGCUUAUUGUCCGCAACUUCAUGGAUAUAGUAGACGACUUCUGGGUUGCCAAUGGUCGACCCCAGCGCUUACCCUUGCCUCUUGAUGUCCGAAAGCUCUGCGUUUUGAAUACGGUAGACUCCGCCCUUGACGACUCGUCGAUCAUCGAAAACCUCGUUGCUCGUGAUCCAAUCUACUCGGUCAAGCGAUACGAUAUUGGCUCUAUUAUCCCCUCCUUUGCCCAAAGUCGCCCAGAUCUUAUUUUUGAAGUAACUACAUAUUCUCCUCAUGCGCCCUUCUUCUGGCUUGACUCAGCAGCUGCCGCGCCUGGAGACAAAUAUGCACGGUUUUCGUACAUGGGAUUGACAUCCUUCGACCGCUGCAUAUCGUACGACCUGUCUUCAGACCGAGUGACUUAUGGAUCAGGCAAAUAUAUCCAGCUGAAGGAAGGCGACACGUUCUGGCAAUGGAUGGAUCGUAUUCAGGUCGACCUAUCGGCUCUUGUUCAGAUCGAAGAGGGUGCCGAGGGCUUACAGUGCGGGUUUGUGGGGUACUUUGGGUACGAAAUGAAGGUUGGGUCACUACCAGGGUAUGACCGCGCAUCUCUCAGUGAUUCCUCCGCGCCCCACGCGCCCGAUGCUCAAUUCAUGUUUGCUGAUCGACUCAUUGCUUAUGAUCACUGGAACAAAACUUGGACUGCGUUUGGUCUCGUACGCACCGGAACCGAGGAUCGUAUCAAACCGAUACUCGAACAAGAAACAGAGAUGCAAGUCGGAAUGUCUGACUCGGAGUUCUCUGGUUGGUUAGAAGAUAUCAAGCAACGCUUCUCGAAACUUGCUUCGGCUGGUGAACCCACCAGCCCACAAUCUCAGACCGAGCCUUUGCCCUUGUCUUUCACAUAUGACUCUGGGUCCGAAGUGUACAAAUCGUCUAUUCAAGCUUGCAAGUCUCACAUAGCGGAUGGAAACUCGUACGAACUUUGUCUCACUGGCCAGUUUAGUGCAUCGGCUCGCGGGCACAACCUCGAUUACUGGGCAGUGUACAAACAUUUCCGCGUCCAAAACCCCGCAUCACACGCUGCCUUUGUGUCUUUCCCCAUGACCCAGACGACGAUUAUAUCGUGUUCUCCCGAGCUGUUUAUUCGAUUCGAUGGAGCUAACGGUAGGCAAGCUGCGAUGAAACCCAUCAAGGGUACGUUGAAGAGAAGUAAAUGCGCGUGUGGCGGGUUGUGCAAGAUACCCAUGUGCGGUUCUCGGAAGGCGGAAUGCGAUGCAUCGAGGUACAAGAUGGACAAAGAGCGCGUUCGUGCAUUUGUGAAUGAUCCUAAGGAGACAGCAGAGAAUCUAAUGAUCGCAGACUUGAUUCGAGCCAACCUUCUCGAGUUUUGCGGGACAUCUAGUGUAGAUGUUCCCAAAUUGAAUGCUCUUGAAACCUAUGAGAAUGUUUACUCGCUCGUGUCAACCAUCACAGGUGAACUACUCCCAUCGGUUGGUACUGUGGAAGGUGUUAGGAGAUGCUUCCCUCCUGGCUCUAUGACGGGUGCUCCUAAGCUACGCUCGGUACAGCUAUUGGACGGUCUCGAAACAACCUCGCGUCGGGGAAUAUAUUCUGGUUGUUUGGGUUUCCUAAGCCUAGAUAACCGAGCAGUGUUCAGUGUCGUCAUUCGAACUCUGGUAGCCUAUCAGGACCAGCUCACUUACGGUGCGGGAGGAGCAAUCACCUGGCUAUCCGAUGUGGAUGGGGAAUGGAACGAGGUGGUUUUGAAGGCUCGCUCCGUGUUGAAGGAUCGGGUUUUGGAAUCUAAUUAG